Molecule: messenger RNA, 1851 nt
Organism: Striga asiatica
Lineage: Eukaryota; Viridiplantae; Streptophyta; Magnoliopsida; Lamiales; Orobanchaceae
Source: the annotation of a GenBank genome assembly
AGCAUCUUAGGUGCGGAAAUUAGUAAAGAAAAGGCUCCAGAGGAUAAACAUUGACAAAUGCUACCUGCUUUUUCAUCUUCACUCGCCAAAUAGCUUGCAAUUGCGAUUCGAUCGUCUAAUUAAUAUUUCCUGUCUCCACAGUUCUCCAGUUGCAGUUUAUCGCAUCUGAAAUAAGCAAUUACGAAUUGUACGAACUGUAUUCUUUUUCCAUGGCAUUUCACCGGAGCUCGCUUCUUCUGCGCUUGGCCAAAGGCAGCAGCCGGAGGGCCGCGGUGCAAGCUUCCUGCAGUCCCUUUGUAUACGGUUCAUCUGAUUACUCUGAUUGCCAGAGAUGGUAUUCGAGCUCCGGACAAGAUAAUAGUACAACGGCGUCAGCAACGGGGUACCACGUCAGCAACGGACCGUCCUACAUGCGUGGUGCGGUCUUUUGGGAGAAGAAUAAGCCCCUCACUUUCGAAGAUUUCCACAUGCCCCGCCCUAAAGCCAAUGAGGUUCUCAUCAAAACCAAGGCAUGCGGAGUUUGUCACUCGGAUCUGCAUGUGAUCAAAGGGGAGCUUCCAUUUGCCAGCCCUUGUGUUGUGGGGCAUGAGAUUACCGGGGAGGUGGUUGAACAUGGGCCACUUACUGACAGUAAAAUCAUUGAAAGAUUUCCUGUUGGAUCUCAAGUUGUUGGGGCUUUCAUAAUGCCUUGCGGAAGCUGUCUUUUCUGCUCUAAGGCAAGUUUGGUCAAGAUGACUUGUGCGAGUCUUUUUUCGCUUAUAAUCGAGCAAAAGGGACACUUUAUGACGGCGAAACAAGGCUAUUUCUCCGUGGUAGUGAUGUUAUUGCCUUUAAAUUUGGUGACAAGAUACUCUGGUUUACUAUGUACUUGUACCACAGGAAAGCCAGUUUAUAUGUACAGCAUGGGAGGCCUGGCUGAGUUCUGUGUGGUGCCAGCCCAUGGAUUAGCCGUUCUACCCAACUCGUUGCCUUACACAGAGUCUGCAAUACUUGGAUGUGCAGUUUUUACUGCCUAUGGAGCAAUGGCUCAUGCUGCUGAGGUCCGUCCUGGUGAUGCCGUUGCAGUAAUUGGCAUUGGGGGUGUUGGUUCGAGUUGUCUGCAGAUAGCUAGGGCAUUUGGGGCUUCCGAGAUCAUUGCAGUAGAUGUUCAAGAUGAGAAACUUCAGAAAGCUAAGAUAUCUGGAGCCACUCAUGCUAUAAAUGCACGGAAAGAAGAUGCCGUAUUGAAAAUCAAAGAGAUUACAGGAGGAAGGGGUGUAGACAUAGCCGUAGAAGCUCUCGGAAGGACACAGACAUUUUCCCAAUGCGUGCAAAGUGUACGUGAUGGAGGGAAGGCUGUAAUGAUUGGACUUACGCUCUCUGGUGCUAAAGGGGAGGUUGAUAUAAACCAUUUGGUCCGCAGACAGAUUAAAGUGAUAGGGUCUUAUGGGGGCAGAGCAAGGCAGGACCUUCCGAAAUUGAUUAAGCUGGCUGAAAGGGGGAUUUUCAGUCUUGAAGCAGCUGUUUCAAGGAAGUGCAAAUUUGAGGAGGCUGGGGAGGCUUAUAAGGACCUUGACCAGGGGAAUAUUAUCGGUCGUGCUGUAGUGGAGAUCAUGUAAUACCUGUGAAUUAUGAAUUUCUACUAUAGCUUGUGGCGACAUUUGUAAGAAUGUGUGUUCUUCAUCCUAUAAAGGAAGUUGCAAUUGAACAUCUACACCUAUCUCUGUCUCGAGUAUUUUACAAAAUUACUCUUGUAAUAAUCUUACCUUGAAAAUAUGGUAAAUUUCGUAUGCCGGAAGACUUUGUAUUCGCUUGGCCUCUCCAACUUGAUGUUGUCAUGUUGAACCAGAAAAUGUGAUAAACAGAAGGGUG